Messenger RNA from Pochonia chlamydosporia 170, 279 nucleotides. RefSeq lists its product as hypothetical. The transcript has a single exon. The record is from RefSeq and is a predicted model, not a curated record. NCBI's taxonomy places the organism in Eukaryota, Fungi, Ascomycota, Sordariomycetes, Hypocreales, Clavicipitaceae. Bases 1 to 279 code for a protein of 92 amino acids.
AUGGCAAGAUAUGCCGCAGGUGAACAUCGGUACCCUCGGUCCCACCCGUAUUCAGAUGGCGUUACGGCGAGUAACGUAAGGGUGAGAGAGGCGCAUUUCUCUGCGGGUGUGAAUGUCGUCGUGAGAGGGCCGAGGUUAAUCGUUAAGGCAAUGUCCUCAGCGCUCGUGGUUGUUGGUACCGACAUGUUGGACACUGAUAGCUGCCCAGAAUAUGUGUUGCGUACAUCAACGACGAUUCUGGAGUUGGGAAGCUGGGUUGGUUCUGAGAGACAAGGUUGA